Paramuricea clavata is the source of this 13613-nucleotide messenger RNA. NCBI's taxonomy places the organism in Eukaryota, Metazoa, Cnidaria, Anthozoa, Malacalcyonacea, Plexauridae. The record is from the annotation of a GenBank genome assembly.
CUAUCAAUAUUUUCAAAAUAUGGAGGGUAAAAACGUGUCAACUAGUUCCAAUUUAUAUUUACAAACACCAUUGUUGCAAAGUACGUGUUUGUCUAAUAGAUUUGGAUAUAAUGUUUACCUCAAGUUGGAAAAUGUUCAGCCAGCUGGCUCGUUUAAAAUUCGUGGUAUUGGCAAUAGAUGUAAAAAGGUACGUAUAUACAAAUUCACCAAGGAUUUUAGGUUCCAGUUGGAAAUAUUUUUGCACUUUCCUAAUUUGUGAAAACAACUUAUUAUCAUUGUUUUCCAAAAUGUUGGGCUACUCCCCUCCCCCCCUUCCACCAGCGACUUCCCAGGCAGUUGCAUAGCCAGGGGUUGUCUGGGGUUAUUUUUGGAAGGGGGUGGUCCUGUGGGCCAGGCAGGGUUUUUUUCAGGAUUUUCUCUUGGGUCCGUUUUUGCAGAGAAGAUUGAGUUUAGCUGAACAACUGGGGUGGCUGCAAUCCCUCCCCCUACCGGGGGCUGACACUUGUACUCAAUAAAUGUAGUUGAGACGGAAUGUGUUAAAGCAGGGGCACUGAGGGACGAGCUGAGGGACACUAUAAACUAGUUAAAGAUGGUGAAUGCAUAGUUUUUCUUGUGUUGUGAGAUGAAUUCCAGCCAUUUUUUCUUAAUUGUCGGGUUUCCAACUGAAAACUAAUUUCCACACGUCACGAAAUUAACUCAAACAACUUCAUUUGUACUGCACUGAAACGUUGGUGAGAAGAUUGAGUUUCAAAACUCAAUUCAAGAUUGAGUUUUUGGGGCCGUUUAACAGCCUUAAAAAAUCCCUGAAAAAAACCCUGCCAGGGCUGGGUGGAAAAUCAAAUGCAGAAGGCAUAAGACCACCUAGGGGUUUUCCGGAAAAAACCUUUUGAAAUCUAGAGUGCCUGAAAUGUGAUUUCCAGCAUUUUGGGGGUAAGGUUCGGCAGAAUACAGAUAACCUCAAAAACGUACCUUUUUCCUUUGGUAAAGUCACCUUGAAAAAUUGUGUCACCUUAUUUCCCCCCUGCCGCCUUAUUUCCCCCCAUGUCGCUUAACUUCCCUGCAUUCUCCAAAAUACACUAUUUUUCAUAAGAUACAGUUCUAAUAAGAUUGAGAAGAAAUAUUGGUGCUAUAAUUGGGUGCCCCCCUCCCCUUGUGACAUGGGCAAAUAGUCUGAUUAACUAUUGUGUGCCAACACUUUCUUAUUAAUACCAUUUAUAGGCUGCAGAAAAAGGUUACACCCAUAUUGUUUCAUCUUCAGGUAACGUUAUUUCAAUAAAUAAAUAAUAUGAAUGGCAUAAUUGCAUAACUAGGGGUGCACCGGAUGGAGCAUUUUACUAUAAAUGGCCAGAUAUGCCGGAUAGCUGAAAAAUACCCGACCAAAGUGAUAGUGUAAAAAUAUAUUGACUUGAAAUGAUAGGAAAGAACUUCACAGUUCACCUUGAUAAUUUAUAUGCAUCAAACCCACUUUUUCACAUUUACAAGCAAGUCUGAAAAAUCUUGAAAAUGUAGCCAGCUUUUCUAUGAUCAUUUCAAGUAAAUAUAUGAUAAAUACUUGUACUUUUUUAACCAUAUCACGUCAUAGAAGGCCUGAAUCUUAAAGAAACAAUAUCCGGUAAGUGAGACACCAUGGGCAUAUAAAUGCAAAAAUAUUAUGGGCCGGACAAACAUAUCAUGGGUUCAUUGAUGGAUGAAUUCAUGGAACACAUCUCUUAUACAGCAAACCUUCCAACUCUCAUGCAUAUAGUGCAAGACACACACAUAUUGCAACUAUCUCACAUAUUGCAUCUAUCUCACAUAACUACAUUUUCCUUAUGCAAUAGACAACUUGCAUGUUAGACAAAUUUUAGAUUUAGGCAAAAAAAGUAAAUUCCCGUAAAGAACUUAUUAAAAUCAGUAAAAUUGCAAAAUUUGGUUGCGAAAUGUUGUAAAAAUUAUGCAGAAAAUAUAGCCUUGCGAAGUUUGCAUAUUUUCAGUAUAUUUGUAUUAUGUGCGAAAAUUGUUACCAUUUUUGAGCCGAAAAUAGUAACAAUUUCCGCGUGUAAUACAAAUAUAGUGAAAAUAUGCAAACUUCACAAGGCUAUAUUUUCUGCAUUUUACAACAUUUCGCAACCAAAUUUUGCAAUUUUACUAAUUUCAUUAUUUUCUUUUUAACUGAAUUGUGUUUUAUUCCCUUCUCUUUACUUAGAUUAAAUUUAGUCUAACAUGCAAGUUGUCCAUUCCAUAAAAUAAUCCAUGCUGUAAAUUUGAGAGGUGUCCAUAUAUCAGAGAGGUGUAUGGGCCAUUUCAUUUAAUGUACCCCCCCCCCCCUCCCAUGGAUGAGAAUUUCUGAGGGGGUUUGAAAAAGCCAUUUCUGAGGGGUUGUGUGCAUCAGCAUCCUUUGGUCUUUGCAUUUUUUUUCUGAGGGGUAUUAAGACAAAAAUUUCUUUAUUUCUGGGGGGGGGGGGGGUGUUUGUGUUGGCACUUUGAUCUUUUUUCUUAGGGGUUCAAAUUUUAUUGACCUCGUCCAUAGAGGCAUGUGUACAUUAAUUUAAAUGGAAUGGCCUGUACUUAUUAGAGAGGUAUUCUUCAUAGAGUUGUGUCCGUAUUAGAAGUUAAAACGGAACAAAUAAUAUGCAAACUCUGUUUUUUUAAAGGCACACGUAUGUUGUGCCUAUUUGUCAAUAAAGGAUUAUAUAAUAACAUUAAUCAUAAUAAUUAGAAAUGUGUCCGUAAGGUGAGGUUUGAUUUUAUUUCAGCACCUAGCUGCCAAGAUUUGCAAACCCAGUUUACCACAAUUUGCUAUAAAUUUUAGGAGGCAAUGCCGGGCUAGCAGCAGCAUACGCAGCAAGGCAACUUCAAAUACCAGCAACUGUUGUCGUCCCAGAAACCACACCUGAAUUCAUGAGAAAUAAAAUCAAAGAAGAAGGAGCAAGUGUCAUUGUGAAAGGCAAGGUAAUUUAAAGAUGGUCUAAAAAUGACAAAUGGUGUAGUGUAGAAUAUUGAAUCAUAAAUUAUCUCCGCUUGAUAGACAUAACUUGUACAGACAUAAACUUGGCUUGCUUAGAACCUCUUAACAGCCUCCAACUAAAAUUUUAAAAUAUUUCAGGUGUGGGAUGAAGCAAAUUCGUACGCAAUCAAUCUUACAAAAAAACCUGGUAAUGAGCAUUUGAUUUUACAGCGAAUUUCACCCAAUGCCUUUGAGACUUUAAACAGAAAAUUAGAAAUUAAAUAUUAACAUAAUCAUCUGGCUCUACCCAGAAAUUUAUAGGCUGGAAAAUAUAAACCUAGCGUAGAAACAAAAUAAAAGGUUAAUAUUUCAGUAGCGCAAAUUUACAAGGAGUAAUAAUUUAUAAUUAUACAUUUUUUGUGUUAAAAUAUAGGUCAUUUUCUUGUUCAUCCUUUCGACCAUGAAGAUAUUUGGUGAGUAAAGACUGUUUUGUUUUAUAUUUUUAGAGAAGUUUCAUUGUUCAUGUCCAGAUUAAUUCACAGUGGUUUGCAUUUUUAGGCGCAUUUGACGUCUUUGACUUUGUGAAAAGCCUUUUUAACAUAACAUUACCAACGCCAUAUUGAAAUUGCGGUGUAUUGUCGGUAGUCUGUUUUGGAUUAUUCGAUGUUUUUAAACUGGUAUGAUAAUUAAAGUGAACAAUGUAAAAACAAUUAAACUGGUUAAGGAUUUGUGAGAAAUGUGUGAGAGAACUCAGUGUUAAAAUAGUGAGUUAGUUCCCUCGAACAUUUCUUACAAAUGCUUAUAAAAAACUUUACCUAUGCAAAAUUCCUAUAUAGGAAUGAACACAGACAAAUGUAUAAUAAAACAAUUAUUGAAUUCGUUUUUUUGUGAUAUGCGGAAUUAUCAAGGUCUCGGUAAGCGUUAUCAGCCUCGCCUUCGACUCGGCUGAUAACGCUUACCUCGACCUUGAUAAUUCCGCAUAUCACAAAAACCUCAUCCAAUAAUUGUUAAUUAAUUUAGUAGAAAAUACUGUACAAUAUAAUACAUAUAUUUAACAAAAAAAGAAAAGAAUAACAGUCUGUUAUCUGAACACAAUAGACAAUAGUUAAGUAACAAGUUCGUAUAAAAGAAUUAAUGUUGCUUAUUAGAAACAAGUAUUAAUAACAAAUAAUCGACAUUUUAUUUCAAAUAUAUAUGGCCUUAUUGGCCUGGGGCCGAACGCCAGAUAGCGCUAUCAUGCACCGGAUAUAGUGAUUUUUUCAAAUGUUGUAAAUGCUUGAAUGCCUUGAAAAAGUAUGAAACUAUACUAUUAUGGACCUCACAAUUAAUAAAUAGAAACUUUAAUUUAAACAAAGUUUAAUCUGGGUUAUACCAACCAACGAACAAUUUAAGCAAGUUUUGAAAAAAUCUCUAUAUCGGGUGGAUAGCGCUAUUUAACUAUCGUACAACCGAUCCCCCACAACUAAAUUAACCGCGAGGUUUUUUAUUUAGUUACCAGCAAGACUUCAAAUUGUUAUUGCAAUAAGUUUAUUGAGAAGUCUACACGAAAACCCAAAAAGUACUUAGAGUAUCAGUUCACACAAACUUUACCAACGCACGCUACUGCGCAAUUCACAGUUUGGUAUCAUUGUAAAUGUUCGUUGUCAGAUUCCGUUUGGUAGUAGUAUUAGGCGUAGCUGAACUACUAUUGUACUUCUUAUAACCUUGUCGAUACAAACCGAAUGUUUUAGCAUUCACAACAAACGCCACUGCGACAAAUACGCCUUGUAACGACGUAAAAAUCACAAAGAAAUACCAAAAUACGGUUGUGGAUGUUACGACGAGAGCGAGGAGACCAAAUAACCAUGUAAAUCCCAUUAGAGUGGAUAGCUUUGCGUAUAUUGAGAGAUUUGAUCGUCUGUUUCCACUGGCUUGCUUCGCUGCUGUGUUUUGACUGUGUUUUCGAAGAUAUACGGCAGCAAUAACGAAGGCAAUGAUAUUGAACAACAAUAGCACUGCAAUUGGGAUGGUAACGAAGUAUGUAUAAGCAUUGUUCUCCGUUAACCAGCAAAUUUCUGAUUCUCCAUAGCCGAGUUUUACAACAUCUUGGUCAUCUAAUACAACACAAAUUGCAACGAAAAUUCCAGGCACUAACCACACCAAGGCUAGAUACAUACAAAACAGCUUUCUUUCCUGACCUUUCGACAUUUUGGGGGCAGGUAAACUUCUUGCAAAGACUUUACACGUAUGAAACGCGAUCACACUCAUGCUAACGAAUGAAGCCAUUAAGAAAUAAUGUUCCAUAAUAGCCAUUGCCAUGCAUGCUGGUUUGUCCGACCGAACUUCGGUGAAAUUUGAGGGUAGCCAAAAUAUCUGGAAAAGUAACAAACUCGCAGCGAAAUUCAUAAGGUUCUUUCCAGGUAGUGUUUGAAGCUGGGGGAAAAGGAUGUAGGUCACCAGUAGAAAUAUCAGGAACAAUAUAGAAAGUAGAAAUGAAAUGAACGUAAUGUACCCAAGAGCUUCGUUGUCCCGAAUUGUUUGACGAGCUCCGGUAAUGAUACGCACUUCGAAUUCUUGGCAGAUUGCCACGGAUUUGUUAGACAGGAUUUCAUAUUCUCCAUGAUUGUACAAACUUGAAGUUUUGUUCACAUAAAUGCUCAAGUUGACCAUUAUCAUAUAUUCCUCAGAUGUGUACUGAACGAUGGUGCCAUCACAUUGAGUUGGGAUGAACCUUUCACAUACGGUAAUAUUGCCCCGUUUCACUCCGAGCUGUUCGACAUUUUCCCGGUAGUAUUCAAACUGUUGGUAAGUUUUGUUAGUACUUGGUAUAAACACUCGUUCUUGGUGCUGUAAAGUGUAUUCCUCUGGUGUAUAAGUCGUUUGUCCGACACACGCAAGUGGGCGCGAUGUUGUUUUUGCUACAGUGUAGAGAAGGCCUUUAAUCUGCAGGGAGAAUGCUUCUGAAAAGUAAAUAUAGUUCAGGAGUUUUGUCUCUGAAGAUGUGGUGUUAUCAUUUCGAUUGAUGGAUAAAAGUUCCAAGCUUUGUUGUGGGGUUAGCGCGAUGGUCGAUGACACAAGAUAAAACAACAAAGUUUUUGUUCUUGGUUGUAAAAUAGUCGUGAUAUUACUAUCAAACAGUUGUAGUUGCGAAACAUUUAAAUAUUGUGCAAGGGAAUCUUGGAAUUGGGUAGCUGUGAAGGAGUUAUUCUGAGAAUUUUGUGGUGGUUGUAGCCAAGAAUAAACGUAGAAUCGUUCCUGUCCGUUUUGUUGUGGUGGGGAUAACCAAUUCACGCGACAAACUUGCAAAUUAUCGUCAAAAAUCAUUCCAGUUUUGCCGCAUUUUUCAUCGUAUACUGCUACGGUUGUUUGGAUUUCGGUGUCAUCCUGACUGUUAUCUAGAACCAGGGAGAAUGACUGAGCAACGAAACGUUCGCAUAUUCGUGGUAGUUCAGUUGGGAAACACUUUAAUAUUUCCCUGGGUACGCCGUGACAUGCUGCACAGUGGGCAUUCUUAAACUGCUGAGAUUGACUAACUGAAAUUAAAGUUACGUUGCCAUGGUUACACAAUGGCGCGUUUUCACCUGAAGGGCAAGUGUCUAUGAUAUCUUUUACGCAGUGUCGUCUAGCCUGAUUCGCUCCAGGUCUCCAAGGUCCCCGCCCCACCGGAAAUGUAGCCCCAUACGACAGCAAAAACCGAAUUUUCUCCUUGAGGUUAUAAUUUUCCGGGGGGAUGACGACAGUAUGAAUAUCAACAGGCCAACUUACGUAUUUUUGAACAGUAUUGCAUAUUGCGCAAUACAUAUUACGAAAUGUGGUAUUAUCGUCACCGAGUACCGGAAGAUAACCAUUGAGGUCUGGGGAAGAGUAAGUAAGUCUGUUCACUGGUGCUUCGCAUUUGGUUCGGAUAAUGUCGUAAGGCCACUCGGGCGGACAUCGGGUUACCGUCCACAGUCCGUCACCGACCGAACAGUACUCGUCGUCAAAAUACCCAACCUGUGCACAAGUGUAGUUAUAUUUCUUGGUCGGUGUUUCUAUUGGUCUCUGAGCACCGCAGUACUUGGUGUAAUCCGUACAACAGUCAUUGAACACUUCAUAACAAUCAGGAUCACAUGAGCAACGCAUUUUGAUUUCAGUUCGCCAUUCUGUGUGAUUGCUACAACGCCCUUCGCACGAAUUUUCACUUGAACAUGUUGGAAUGUCAGGCUGUUCCAAAUUACACAACGCAAUAGAGUUAUUAAACACAUCAUACUGUCCAAGUUUAUAUAGCAUGCCAAUGUUUUUCUGAUACAAACUUAAGUUAGUGUUUAUGAUAAAAUCAUUUUUUGGCAAUCCAGUUUGAGUUUUUUCACAGUUACUUGGUGUAUAUCCUUCGCAUAUUGUAAUGUUACCAUUAAUUUGUCCGUAAUAGUCCACUUUGUCGUAACCGAUGUUGGUCGGUGUGAUGUAAACUCGUUCGUUCUGUAAAACAAUAUAUUCCUGUGGUGUGUAAACUUUCUGUGUGAUGCAGGCAAGCGGGCGAGAGGUUGUUUUUAUUAUAGUGUAGGUUAGGUUAUUUAAGGUGAGGCUGAGCGGUUUCUCAAAGUUAAUAAAACCUCCAAGGUUUAAGCCGGAGGAAUUGGAAUCGAUUUUAAAGAAAAUAUCAAAACUUUGUUCGGGGGUGAGGAGUAUGGUUGAACCGACCAAAUGAUAUAAUAUCGUAGAAUCGGGAGUAGUAUCUAAUCCAAAAAUCCAAGGAACUGUAUCAAUGCUAACAUUAUAUAUCUGCGAGUCUUCAACUCCAAAAUACCGUUUCAUCGCAGUUUUAAAAUCGUUUUCAGUGAAUUGAAAGUCUUUAGACGGCGCAAACCAGGCCAAUAUACGGAACUUGUCCUCUUUUUCGGAAGGGGGUGAGAAAUUUUCGGCACAUUCUUGUAAUUUAUCAUUGAACGCUAAUCCAUUGUUGCAAUGGGGCCUUAGAACCGUAAACAUCGAAUCAUGUUCGUUGUUCGUGUCUUUGUAGUCUAGAUUUAGCAAAAACCUUUGCGGUGCUGUGAAUCGACAGUUAAAGAAGGGAAAAGACGGAAAACAUGCAAAUGGUAUGUUACGGUCAUUACAUAAAGCGCAGUCGUAAUUUUUAAAAUAUUGGCCUAACCCAUCAACCAGGGCUACAGGGCCGUUUGCACACGAUUCUGAAGUUGUAUUACCAGGACAAGUCUGAAUGAUUGACUUUAGACAAUAUCGCCUCGUAUGAGACGUUUUUGGCCUCGCCGGUCCGUCCAUGGGAAACUCUGCACCGUUUGACAAUAAAAAGUUCACUUUUUGGCUGAAAUUAUAAUGUUCAGGUGGAAUUACGUUAGUUUUAAUUUCCACAGGAAAAUAAUCAAGAUUCCCAGCGAUGUGGUUACAUUUCGCACAGAAAUAAUUCCGAAAUGUAAAGUCGCCGCUCACUGCCGGAAUAUAGCGACUGAUGUCGGAAGCCUGUCGGGGAGACGUCGUGGGGUCCUCGCAUUUACUUCGGAUUGCGUCGUCUGGCCAACCGUCAGCGCAUCGUGAAACCAUCCAUAAUCCUUCUCCGGCCACGCAAACUUGGUUCGUUCUGAAGUGACCCAUCGGUUCACAUGUCCAUUUGAAGUUUUUAAUCGAAAUAUCGAUCGGUUUUUGCACGCCACAGUAUUUUGUGAAAUCAGUACAACAGUCAUUAAAUACUUCGUAACACGCUGCAUCGCAGUAGCACGCCAAACUAUCAUCACUUCGAAAUUCGGUUGUAUUUCCGGUGCAUCGACCCGAGCAAGACUUUUGCCCACUGCACACAGGUGGAAUAAUGAAUGAGGGCACGGGGGGUGGGGGUAGGAUUAUAAUUGGAGGGUUAGUCGUUGGGGUUACACUUGGUUGCGUUGGUGAACUUGAAUUAACGUUUCGUUUUGCAAUACGAUGACUGGACAUAAUUUUGUUAUAGCUUCGUCUCCUUUGGUUCAAAAUGUGCCCGAGGUUCGCCUCGCCUUCGAACCUAGUGCUCUUCAGAUCAGGAAUUGAUUUUAACUUUGAUGACCGUCGAUUUAAUAUGUAGAUAGACCGUAAACCCGUUUCUUUGGCGCCAAUUUUACCGGUUACCAGUUCGAGUUGUUGUAUUUCCGUGUGGUUAAGUCCUCGAGGUUUUGAAAUUGGUUCAUUCGUGUCUUGUUGUGGUCGAAUAAACAGUUCAUUAUCAUGCGAUCUCGAAUUUGUUGUAACACGUCUAGCCGAAUUUAAUCUUCUUGGUUUACCAGUUUCGACAUUCAAUCGCUUUGCCUCUAUAUGUCCCAAAAUAUUUGUAUUGCCUUCGAUAUCUUUCGCUCUUUUGCUUGUAUCGUGCUUCUCAUUCCCUCCAAAUCUUUCAAAAUUAAUCUUUAACCACUCUGAAUUCUUUUCGGCGACGCGAUUCGCUGACAAGCACGUUAUAUCCAAUACACAUAAUACAAACAACAAUAUAUUCAGAAAUGGUUUUGACCAAUGCAUUCUUCUGACUUUGACAAUGUUUCCUCGACUGUUGUCAAUACUAACUGAAUGCCCGAAGCCCAAUUCUGUUUAUUUUCCGUAUACCAACUAGAUUGUUGUCGCCCCAAGCCCAUGUAUUCUGUUUAUUUUCCGUAUAUCAAUCAACUAGUUUAUUUUGUUGGGCGCGUUAUGACGCAAAGUGGUCACCAUAGGAGGCUUCCGGUUAUUAUAUUGCAUCUGCUAUUGCUGAGAUAAUGACAGUACAUAAUUGUUCAUAAAUGUCGGUAAACACGAACAUUCAACAUAAGAUUCAAUAUAUGUACACAGCAAAAUGAUCUGAUUGCAAGAUAACCUAUGGCGGCAGAUUGUUAUGUAGAUGUUGUGUGUUUUUUAAUUUAUUCAUUUGACAAAUCUCGAAGAAGAAAUGCAAUUUUGGGACAAUUGUAAUUAUAAAGUCUCGCAGCAAAGAUUGAUAAUUUAAAUAUUCAGUAGCCUCCUCCGCAGAUAUGGAAAAAAUUAUCCCUAAGCCUAAUCGACCUAACCCUAUAUAGAGAUGCCUGAGGAGGAUGCUAAAAACAUUCAGUAACUAAGGCGUGUGUGAAAUGUCUGGCUGCAUAAUGUCAAUGUCCUAACGACCUAAGCUCAUUUGUUUUGACUUCUUGGCAUUGGAUUGGACCAGUGGGUUCGACACAUAAAACGUUCGACGUCUAACUUAUCUAUUGGCCAAAACUUUGCGAUUGAAAUUCUUGUAUAAAUUUUGCCCUAAAUAAUUGUUGUGAAAAUACUACAAAAUUUAAAGGGGGGGACAUGCUUCCAGGUCUACCGGUCGGCUCCAUCGUCCCCCCCCCCCACACACACACACUAGUGGGAUGGAUUGUCGCCCGUGGUGUACCUCAAUGAGAACUGACCAACAAUGGAGUGGGGGGGGGGGAGUGAAGAAUGUGUAUCUGCUCAGAGUUUUAUCAAUAGUGGACACUUUUUCAAAAUUACAUGUACCAGUGUCCAAAUCAAAAUUACACCAGUGUCUAAAUUAAUGUUAAGUUGGGUUUGAUUGUAAGGCUAAAAUCUAAAAACAAGCAAACUUGUGGAUAUGAUACAACUACCUGAAAAAAUAUAAAAAGAGUUCGGUGUUUCAGCGAGGCCCCUUCGUCUAGCUGUACGGAGCUCAGGUCAGUUAGCCUUUCUCACGAUGACGAAUAUCUGCGGCCAUUUUUGGGUGGUAUCAAAUUUUCAUUAUCCAAUGCAGGCAAUUAAAACAAUGUGAAAAGCAAUUUUUCAAAAAAAAACUAACCAUUUACAAAGCAAAUUUACCAUCAUUCGUCCAAAAAAUUAUAAAAAGUUGCUGUUAUGUGGACUUAUCUCGCAGACUUGCUCGGCUGAAAUGCCACCCAAAAAUGGCGGCGUAAGAAAGGCCUAAUUGUUUUCGCGUAUUCUCUUCUUGAAGGGGAAAUGGCAGUAGACAGGGGAAACUGGGAAAGUCAUUAAUUAUUUGCUCUAUUAAACUUUGAGAGAGUUGCCUUGAAAGGCAAAAUGACAGUUGUAAGUGGUUCAUAGCAGAUUUGAUUUAAAUAAAAUAUUUAAUUAUAAAAAAGGCAAUUUUUUCAACAAAAGCCAUCGGUUUUAUAACACUGGACCUUGGCGAUUUGUCGGAGAUUUUGUCUUUCUGAUGGAUGCGAAUAAGUGAAUGGGCACAUGAAAGUAUUAUCCAAUAUGAUGCACAUAGUUAAUAUCUAACCAUCGUUCUGGUUUGCUCUGCUUUUAAAUGAAUAUAGAUUAGAGUUUCAAUUUAGAAGAUGUAGAAACAACGCGAAAUUUGGGUAUUGUGCACAUCAGAGAGCCCUCACAUGGCACAUAGAACAGACUUGACCUCAUCUUUAACCAAAGUGUUUUCAGAGUGUGCACUCGUGAAUACUUUUGAAAUUUUCCACAUUACGACGAACAAAGAGACGUUAUAAAAGUAUUGAAAUAAUUUAUUACGCAUCACGCACUUUCGAGUGGGAGACAUUAUUUUAAUAAAGUUUGUUUAGUUUGUUGACUUUAAUUACCACAAGAUAAAUGUUAUGGAAUUGCCUAGUAACUGGAGGGGGAAACAUAUAAUUAUGUUCGCAUAAUUGAUCUUCAUUUUGGGGAGCAAUUUUGCUUUGGCCCUCCUAGUUAUAUAGCUAAAAAAGGUCCUGAUACAAGAUGAUGUUAGAUAUUUAAUUAGGGUGCCAUCUUUGCUGAACAGUUGUCGUGACAUUGUAGAUGAUUACAUUCAGGUCAGUGGCUUAAUUCUAUUCUAUUGUAGGGAUGGUCAUUCAACAAUGGUGCACGAAAUAGCGGCCAGCCUCCCCCGGAAACCUUCAGUGGUGGUAUUAUCAGUCGGGGGUGGGGGCUUACUUUCUGGGGUGCUCAGAGGACUACAUCACGUGGGCUGGAAUGACGUGUCUGUGGUUGGUAUGGAAACAGAAGGAGCUAAUUGUCUUGCUGCGUCGAUUCAAGCUGGACGUCUUGUGACGAUUCCUGCGAUAACUAGGUAUGGACGAAAUCUGAUGUAGAAUGUAGGGAUUAUUUUGAAAUGCUGUGAUAACUAAUUUGUGCACGGUUUGAGAUUUGUGCAGCAAUAAAAUUUUUGUUGAUAUUAAAAUAAUAAAGGUUAAUUAAUUGUCAAAGGACAAUGACUGUUGAUAAUGCAAAUACUGCGACGAUUAUAAGUUGCAGUAGCCUGCAUGGCAAACGGUCAGCCCGCGGUGGAACACCCAAAAGGCGGGUGAGCCCAAAAUGCAUGAAUGAUGAUGAGAGUUGACUGGAUAUUAUAAACUAGAAUGAGAGUUGAUGAGAGUUGAGAAGCGAGAGUUUGCAUGAGAGUUUUCUCAACUCUCGUGCCCCGGUAAAACGAGAACAAGAGUUGCAUGAAUGUUGAUGAAAGUUGACUGGAUAUAUUAUAAACUAGAAUGAGAGAUGAUGAGAGUUGAGAAGCGAGAGUUUGCAUGAGAGUUUUUUCAACUCUCGUGCCCCGGUAAAACGAGAACAAGAGUUGAAUGCGAGUAAGAGUUGACUACACUUGAUUCCAAACAAACAAGAACUAUUAACACCUGCAUGGUUGGUGUCCGUGUUCUGUAUACGGGUCAAACGAGCCAAAACUGUGUCAAUUCUCAUCACAAAAUUUGAACCGGCUCAAAGUUGAUGAGAGUUCAUAGAGAGCUCAAGCAAGUUACUCUGACUACAUGCUCUGUUGGCUGCGCCCAGGAGUCCCUUAUAUCCUAAUGUAUUCGAUCUUUUUAGCAUUGCAAAAUGUCUGGGAGCCCAAAGAGCUUGCGAAGAAGCAUAUAAUUGGACGACUCGUCACAAACUUAUCUCAUAUGUUGUACAAGACAAGGAUGCUAUCAAUGCUUGCCUUAAUUUUGCAGGUAAGGGGCUCUUCCUUUUAAUCUGAUAAAUAAAAAAAUUGAGUAUUGGCCUGAACUACAGCUAGGACAACAACUAUAACAACAUCAACAAUAACAACAACAGUAGCAGUACAACAACAACAACAACAACAACAACAGCAGGAACAAUAACAACAGCAACAACAACAAUAACAACAACAACAACAACAACAACAACAACAACAACAACAACAACAACAACAACAACAACAACAACAACAACAACAACAACAACCACAACAACAACAACAGCAAUAACAACAACCCUUCCGAGCAGUCAACCUCGUACCCAGGAUCUUUCUUUGGGUGCCGAGCAGUACGUCAUCUGGUUAUAGAGCCUCGUUUUCGUAAUUGAGAUGUUGAGAUUUAACUAAUACCAAAUACACGAAAACGAGCUCUAUAUAGCCUCGGGUGCAUUCGAGCGAGACUUGCCAAGUCUGAUAUAAACGCGACCGGCGAAAAUAAGCACCAAGAGAAUUUAAGAAAAAGACAGGUAUUUUGGUGUCUAGAUGACCAUCAGAUGCUGGUACAGCCAGCCUGCGGGGCCGCUCUCUCUGCCGUUUACUCCAACGUAUUACCAAAGUUAAAAGACGAGGGAAAACUUGAAGAACUUACAGAUGUUGUUGUCAUUGUGUGUGGAGGUAGUGGCGUUUCUUUAGCAAAACUUCAAGAAUGGAAAGACAUUGUUGGCAUUGUGGAUUAAAUUAAUUGACAAUUUUGUAGCCAAUAUUUAUAGUAUAUAAUUAUAAUAAAAAAUCACAUAUAGAAAAAAAUUGUAAAAUAUCACAAAAAAAUUAAAAUGCCCGACAUACUAAAAUAAACGAACGAGCUCCAUGUAUUGUGUAUAU